AAAAGAACCCGAGCUAGCAACGUAAGCACCUAAUUAAUUUUCAUGAGGUAGACCCCAAGUCGGUUUGUGAGCAGGUGAACGCUGGAUUCUCGCCACCAAGCAAUAAAAAUGCCUUGACAAGGCAUCAAAUAAGGGAGAAAGUUUCUGUUAAAACUGGCAGAAAAGCCAGUAGAUCAAAACAAGGUCCAGUAGACAAACAUUCAUUGGAAAUGGAAGAAAGUCAACUUCUUCAUCGAAACGCGUCUGUUCCAAAGUAAGCGACUCUACCGAGACUUCAGAAAUAUUAAGCACCCCAGCAAAGAUGGCUGAUGACCGCGUAGCCAUCUUAACUGACGAUGAAGAGGAGCUGAAGAGGAGAAACCUCGAACGCUUCGACCGUCUGUCACUUGAGAUUCAAUCAGAUCAACCUUCGCAAUCAUCUGCGGACAAAGUACCUAAUGAUACAGCACCGACUCCAUCUGUUCAGCAUGACAUGAGCUGCUGUGAACGAUUGUUCCUACGGGUCAACCCCCACCUUCUUGUGUCAAAAGUGUUUUAUUUGUUCUUUUAUGCUGCAUAUGGUUCCCUCCAUCCACUUCUUGCUUUGUACUACAAGCAGCUGGGUAUGAAUCCCACCCAAAGUGGUCUCCUAGUGGGAAUUCGUUAUUUCAUUGAGUUCUGUAGCGCCCCUUUUUGGGGCAUUGUCGCAGAUCGUUUCAGGAAAGGUAAAGCAGUCUUAUUGUUCUCAAUGUUAUGCUGGGUCCUCUUCAAUUCUGGGAUUGGCAUUGUGCAGCCAGCGGACAUGAAGUGUAAAGAGGAGAACCUCCUGACAACCACAGCUAUGGUACCGACUGUCCACACUACCACAUCUAACGAGACAUUCUACCUCAACACCAGUUCCAUCCCGACAACAAAUCAGAUGAGACGCCGCAGGGAUCUGAUUAGACUCUACCCUUGGCGAACCAUUCUUCACUCCAUUCAGUCUUCAGGCUACAACUCUGAACACCGAUUCAAACGGGAUUCCAACUCAAGUUUCACAGUGGCACCUGAUGAAUUGGCUAACACAACCCAAUCUGACCAAACCACCAUCACAAGGCCUGAGCCAAGCACAUCUGGCUCAACACCAGCCCCAAACACCACGUCUGGCAGCACUAUUCAGAGUACUACAACCAAACCAAACCAAACUCCUGAAUAUAACAAGGACCAGGUUCAUUCCAUUUUUCUGCUGAUUCUGCUCGUCGUCAUCAUUGGCGAGUUUUUCAGUGCUCCAGCCAUUACCAUUGUGGAUACAGUGACUCUGCAAUAUCUGGGUCCACACCGUGACCGCUACGGUCUCCAGCGCAUGUGGGGAUCUCUAGGCUGGGGUAUAGCCAUGCUCUGUGUCGGCAUCUGGAUCGACCACACUAGCACUAACCUUGUCAUCGGCAACAAGGAGUGCUUCAUGGAAAAUUACAAGAACUACCACACUGCCUUCAUUGUGUUUGGCGUAUUAAUGGGAAUAGCUUUGAUCGUUGCCACUCAGUUUAAGUUUGAUGUUCAGCACCAAAACACGAUUGAAGGGAACGAGGUCGGCAACCAGCAGCAAAACGCCCAAACUAGAGGUUCCCCUGGAAUGGAGAACUCUGAGACCCCAACAAUUGUCCAAGUCGAGGAGUUCCACUUCUGGGACUUGAUGCGACUGCUGUGUGGCAUACAGUACAGCACUGUGUUAUUUGUGGCCUGGUUCAUGGGCUUCGGCUAUGGGUUUGUUUUCACUUUCCUUUACUGGCAUUUACAGGACCUGACAGGAACCACAACGCUGUUUGGUGUUUGCUCUGUCCUAAGUCACUUGUCAGAGCUUGCUGCCUAUUUUACCAGCCAUAAAUUCAUCGAACUGGUGGGACACAUCAGAGUUUUGUACAUCGGCCUGGCCUGCAACACAGCACGCUACCUCUAUAUCUCGUAUCUGAAGAAUGCCUGGACUGUGCUGCCCAUGGAAGUGCUGCAAGGCAUAACGCAUGCAUCCGUGUGGGCGGCGUGUAUCUCAUAUUUGAGCGCGGCUGUACCUCCGUCUCUUCGGACAUCUGCUCAGGGCAUCCUGCAGGGUCUCCACCUUGGGCUGGGCAGGGGCUGUGGGGCGAUGGUCGGCGGGGUAUUUGUCAACUACUUUGGUGCUGCCGAAACAUUCAGGGGAAUAGGAAUGACCUCACUUGUUAUUUUGCUCAUCUUUUCAUUGAUUAUGUGCAUCACUGGCCAGAAUGAGAAAAAAGAGGACAAGAUGCUAGCAGAGAACAUUCCUAUCGCGUCCAGUCCUGUUCCCAUAGCGACCAUUGACCUGGUUCAGAACACAACAGACGUGGCGGCACCCGCUCGACCUGAACCCAAACUUCCGGCUCGGAAAACACGGCACCAGGAGGAGCAGGAGGAUCUGAACAAGCCCGCUUGGGUUGCCUCUGGUUCGCCGUGGGUUACAGUCGUUCUACUGGUUUACCAAAUCAGAGACAUGGUUGUCAUUGCAAAGACCCAUGUUGAAGUCCAGCCCCUUCAGGUAACGCAGAAGAAACUAAGAGGACGAUGGUGAUGAAUAAUGUGAAUAU
Messenger RNA from Cyprinus carpio (common carp), 2555 nucleotides. RefSeq names its product major facilitator superfamily domain-containing protein 6-A-like. NCBI's taxonomy places the organism in Eukaryota, Metazoa, Chordata, Actinopteri, Cypriniformes, Cyprinidae. The coding region runs from base 302 to 2539 and encodes 745 amino acids. The record is from RefSeq and is a predicted model, not a curated record. The transcript has 7 exons. Gene Ontology annotation, cellular component: plasma membrane. Gene Ontology annotation, biological process: antigen processing and presentation of exogenous peptide antigen via MHC class I.